UAUUCAUUCGUUAUAAGAAUAGCACCCCUAAACCGGAAUGUCAAAAUAUAAUGACGUUAUUCUUUCUAUGUAAAGAGGUGGAUAGAAAUCAUAUAGAAAUUCAUAUUUAUUUGUUGUUUAAUAUAAUUUAUAAUGGCUGCUGAAAUCAAGCCCGCACCCAGGACUCCUAACGACAGGUUUUCGACCACAAAGAAACCGGCCCUAUUGAGUAAAUUGGAAGGAUGUACAGACGAUGUCAACGCAGCGGUUGUUAUUCCUGGCGAGGAUGGAGUAAUUAGCGUUUGCGACGAUAAGACAGUCAGAGUAUGGCUAAAACGAGACUCAGGCCAGUACUGGCCCAGCAUCUGCCAGUAUAUGCCCUCCGGCUGUACGUCCAUGUUCUACACACCUGAGACCCGUCAGCUCUUCAUUGGCCAGGAGAAUGGCACCGUCUCAGAGUUCACACUAGCUACUGAUUGUAAUAGGAUUAAUCCUACCCGCGAGUAUUUAGCGCACACGGCGCGUGUGACCGGAGUGCAGUUCUCGCUGGGCUGCGAGUGGGUGCUGUCUGUGAGCCGCGACAAGCUGUUCUCGUACCACUGCAGCGAGACGGGACGCAGGAUCGGCGGGUACUCGUUCGAGGCGUGGUGCACGGCUUUACAGUUCGACUCUCAAUCGAAAUACGCAUUCGUGGGCGAUUACAGCGGGCAGAUAACGAUGUUGAAGCUAGACAACAAUGGCGCCACGCUCGUCACUACGCUUAAAGGACACACCGGGUCUGUGCGCGUGUUGAACUGGGCGCCGCAGCCGCAACUCCUCUUCAGCGGUUCCUUCGACCAGACCAUCAUAGUGUGGGACAUCGGCGGGCAGAAGGGCACUGCCUAUGAAUUACAGGGGCAUAGCAACAAAGUGACGGGCCUCUGGUACGUCGGAAGCUGCAUCCGCCUCGUUUCUGGUGGCGAGGACGGCGCACUCGGGGUCUGGGAGAUGGGGGUGCGGCGUCGCGAGACCCCGGCGUGGCGGGAGGCGGACCUCUGCCAGCUGUGCCGGGCGCCUUUCAUAUGGAACGUGCGCGCCAUGAUGGAGAAAAAGCAACUAGGACUGAGACAGCACCACUGCCGCUGGUGCGGCGCAGCUGUUUGCGCGACUUGCUCCCCGCACCGCUUACCCCUACCUGUCAUGGGCUUCGAGUUCCCGCAGCGCGUCUGCACCGCCUGCUACGAGACAUUACGACAUGAACCUCGCGAGUCGCUAGCAUCGUUCCAUGACAUGAAACACGCCGUAGCAUCGCUGUUCGUGGACGAGGCGACAGGGCGCAUGGUGACGGCGGGCAAGGACCGCGUCAUCAAGGUGUGGGACAUCUCCGCACUCCUCGCACCCGCGCCGCGCGCCGGCCCCAGCGACCAGUAGCCGUGAGUCGCAACUCUGAACUCUAACCGUAUACACCGAAAGUCGAAAUUCUCAAUCCCCAUUUCUAUCGCUCGAUUGGAAGUGAUAGAGAUGGAGAUAGAUGAAGUUUACACUUCGAUUGCGGUAACGCUCUUGAAGUGAUACAUUUAGCAACCGAUCCAUAGUUUUUUUCUUAGUUGUUUUGGCUAAAGGUCAAGUACGCAGCGAUUUUACAGAUAUGAAAGAGGUGAUUGUAACGGAAAACUAGUGUUCGAUUGAAAUCAGAUUUUUUUCCGAAACCGAAGGUUCGAUUUGCUCUAGUUUCAAAUAUUAUAUUUAUACCGAAACCGAGACUUCGGUCGGACACGACCAAAAAUACAGGCUUAUAAGUUUCGGCGCGGCAGUUUUUUAGCCAAAACCGAACCGUCGGCCGAAACAAGAUUUAUGCCAAAACCUGCCGCAACCAAAACUUCGGUCCGACAUCUUGUUCUAAUGUGUUUUUUCGUCUCACAUUUUGCUUAAUGAGAGAGUGAGACGCAAUGCACAUUGGACAAAAAAAUUGAAAGGUGGAAUACCUCUAAAACUUACUAAUAUAAAAACUACCAGAGUCACACAGUAAAGGUUAAAUGUCAAAUGACAACUUGUGACUAUGGAUCGGUUGAAUAGUCGCAACAUGAAACGUCCUCUAAUUAUCAAUAAUUAUCGAUUUAUUGUGACAUAAUCGGUGAAGGUUUUACACAACGUUACAUAGAUGGCGUCAUAAACAAUCAAUUAUAAAUCGCGCGUUUUUGCGAUACGGAUACGGACUGAGCGAUCAAACCUUCAUUCAUAGUAAAUAAUGGGUUGUUAUAACUCGACAUAAAGCGACUGAUUUAUUAACAAGCAGUCCAUUGUAAUCUGAACUUUAAGAUCUAGAGUUAAGAUCAUAAUUGCAUUACACAGCUAGCGAAUUUAUGAACUAAACACUCUUGUUCACCAUCGACCUUUGUAAAUUCCUUAAAGAUCAAAUUCGCAAAACUGAAUAUUAAAAAUAUAUAUACCGUCAACCGGGGUGAUUAGGGACAAAACUUAAAAUGUGAUUUACCUGACAAUUUCUUAAAAAAAUACCCACAAAAAUUGUAUGAUACAAAAUCUACUAUUAUUUUCAAUCGAAUGUUGCAAUUUUUGUAGGUAUUUUUUAAGCAAUUGUUAGGUAAAUCACAUUUUAAGUUUUGUCCCUAUUCACCCCAGCCAUCCCUAUUCACCCCGGCUGACGGUACUGAGAGUUGCUGAAAAGUUGUUACACCCGUGUGAGCGAGCUAGUCGCUCAUUCGUCCUGCUCUUGUCGAGAGAAGUGAAAACAACAGGGCCCUAUUUUACUUUGCUAAAAGGUUACCAUUUUGCAAGUCUUAAGUUUCGGUAUAUUUGAAAAAUUGUAACAUUGUAAGAUAGGGCCCUGUAUAUGCAGCCAGUGAAAAUAGUGGUGGUGGUAUUGACUUUUCUUAUAAAAUGUAAAAAAACUCUUAUGCGUCUGACAAUAGAGUCGUGGUUAGAUAUGAAGUUGUCGGUCCAUUAAUUUUACUUAAUACAUGUUAAGUUUUCAUACUUUCCACCACAUUUUCAUUCAGUGCUUAAUAACUGGGGCCCGUUUCAUGACAGCUUGUAACUACUAAUACAAACGUUCGUGGAACAGGCCCAUGUAAUUUAUAUCAAUGUAUAUUAAGUGUUCAUAGGCAGGUGGUUACUUCGAUCGUAAAAAUCGAUUAAAUAGUGUAGUUUAUGGAUAUAGGGGCCAUUUUAUUUCCAGUUGCACAUUUAUUACACUUUUUUUUUAAUGGGAAUUUUUAUGUUAUUUCUAGUCAGAAUAAUAACGAGCUGCUUCGAUCCUUAUAAGAGAAAAAGUGUCCCAAAAUGUCCAUACAUUUGUCUAUCUUUGCAUUCCGUUACCGUCUUACCGUCUAUGAAAAAUGGUAUUAGUUGCUCCUUCUCAAAUGUCUUUUUCGUCUAAGACGGUAAUCUGUUAAACAAAAGCCAUUGUUCCGUUUAAGUGAGCGAUCGCCCAUUGUGUACCAUUGUCUCUGACAAUGACACGCGCCGUAGCACGCGCUCAGACUCAAUGGUACAAUGGUACAACGCGACCGCUCGUACAAAAGGAACAAUGGCUUUUGUUUAACAGAUUACCGUCUUAGGUAAAAAAGUUAUUUGAGAAGAUGCAGACUAUAACUGAAUGGAAAUAAAAAUCUUGGGACAGUUUUUUCUCCUAUUAUAGGAUCGAAAGAGGUCGUGAUUCUAAGUAGAAAUAACAUAUAAACGUCAAAAAAAUUUAUCGUGUAUACCUUAAAAUAAAAUGGCCGAUAGCGCAUUUAUAUCGGGUGUGAUCACUAGCGAAUCAACCCAGGGCUAGUUCUCACUUUGUCGUUCUCUUUCCAACCAGUCAAGUGCGAAAGAGAUACGAUAAACGCUACACUAGCGCCGUUCGAAGGGAUAUUAAAUAUUUACCUUCUAGAAAUUAUGAAUUAAAUAUUUAUGGAAUUGUUUAUUGGAAUAAUUGUUUUUUAAAAUAUAUCUUAUUAAUGGUCCAACGAACGUUUCAAUGAGUUUUCUCCAGCCUACUACUAAGACUGAUCCUUUCCCUUUCAGAGAUAAUUUGAUUACAAUACUAAUCUCCUUUUCUGAAAUAUUUUUCUGUUCUAAAUUGUAACCUAUGUUUCUUUAUAUAAGGUUCACUUUAAAUUGAAGUAUGGAAACAAGCACUUUUCGGAUACAUUUGUUUGUAUUUGUAUUAAGCAAAUAUUAAAUAGGUUCUAGAGUCAACUUGAUGGAUCUCUAAAUACGAAAGUUUUUAGAUCUUGAUUACUAUUUGUCCUCCUUCGUUUGUUACAAUGAGAUUUGCUGAUUCGUAUAUUAACAGUACAGAUAGUGCGAAAGGGACUUAAAAAGGGACACCUUUCCGGGACAUUACGUGAGCUCUAUUAAUAAUGGGUAGCCCCGUUUUCGCUUUGCUGAGAUUCACUAAAGGAACAUCUUGCGACAUUUUGCGAAUGGGUGAUAAAAACAACUAUUAUUUUAGGCGCUCAGAGUCCUAUAAAAGGUCUCCCGUUCCAUUGAAUUUUGAAUCUUUAAUUUGAGAAAUCAAAAUUGCAUUUGUUUUAACAAGUUUUGAUUCGUGGGCGGCUAGAUGAUAUCAUUUCCACCUUUUUUUCUUGCAACGCGUAGUCGAUCUCUAAAGGCUCUCUUGAUUGUUCAAAAACUAAUAAGAAAGGUGCAUUUUAUCCACAUGGGAGGCAAAGUAAUCAAAUGCAAAUUUGGAGUUGUUUUCUUAUGUUUGCUGGUAGAAUUGACUUUUAAAUGAUGUUUUUGAAUGAUCAAUAUUUAAUAACAUUUAUUUUGAAUCGAUUUGCUUUGAUUUUGUUUGAUAUUUUACAGUCAGUAUUUUCCUUGUGUUGGUGAGGUGAACAUUUUUGUGUUUCCCUCGGUGGCAAAAUUUGUUUAACCCUCGUGCCUUGAAAUCCUCGCAACGCUCAAGAUUCAAUUUUUUGAACCACUCGCUACGCUCGUUGUUCAAUUUUGGAAUCUUUCGCUUGCUCGGUUAUCAAUAUUAGCACGAGAGGUUAAACAACAACUUUGCCCCCUUGUAAAACACUAACACAAGGAAAAUACUGACUGUAAAAUGUCAAACAAAAUCAAAGCAAAUCGAUUCGUCAAAAUGAAUGAAUGAACAAUCAACUAACUAUUAUUUUCACCAGCUGGUGUGGUGAAAAUAAUAGUUAAAUGUAAUUCUGAGUACAGUGGAGAAGGCAAGUAUGAAUGAUAAUGUGUGACCAGAACGUGCGUGAUCCUAAUUAAGAAUCAUGUGUUCAUGGGAUGUAUGCGCAGCUAUGUGUAUGGGUGUUUCCAUGUCUAAAUCUAUCAAUGUUAUCAUUUAUUAUAGAGACAUCUAUCAUUUAACAGAUUAUGAAAGAAAUUAAAGACGGAUUUCUUUCAUUCAUUAUUAUAAAGUAUUUUUUAAGGUUUUGUUCAUUAGAAUCAUAUUUAAAUAACUCUACAUGAUAUACAUGCACAGGGUGGCUCAAAAAUACGUUGACAUAUAAUUUUUUAGGGUUUUUUUUUUCUUAUUAAAAACAUUUUUACCAAAUGGCAUUAAAAACCCGGCCAAGUGCGAGCCGGACUCGCGCACCGAGGGUUCCGUACUUUUUAGUAUUUGUUGUUAUAUCGGCAACAGAAAUACAUCAUCUGUGAAAAUUUUAACUGUCUAGCUAUUACGGUUCAUGAGAUACAGCCUGUUGACAGACGGACAGCGAAGUCUUAGUAAUAGGGUCCCGUUUUCACCCUUUGGGUACGGAACCCUAAUUAAAGCUACGAUCAUUUAACUAAAAAAAAAAAUAUCUUUAAAAUAUCAUCCUUUAGCUUUUCAAUAAGAUUAUUAACAACAUGCACCAGUAAAAAUUCAUUAUCAACGUAUUUUGUGCCACCCUGUAUAAUUUAUUAUUACUAAAGAAGAGACGCGUUCCAUAUAGAUUUUCGUACAUUGACCCGCCUGUUGACAUCUCUAUUGCACGCGCAUUAUUAUUAGGCUUGAGUCGGUCAUGAACUAAGAACUGUUAAGAAUGAAAUUCCGUGAAGGACCGAAAGGAACUAAAUCUUUUUGCACGCUCUUAAUCGGUCUUUAGAUCUUUUAGUUCAGUGGGAUUGGAGAGCGCUUGACUGAGUGAAAUAGAAAACGGACGGAACGAAACGGUUCACAAUGUCGCUGGCACUAGUGCGAACGAGAUGAAAGAACGACGUGACACGCCAAAGCCCUAAAAGUAUGAAGGAAAAUCAAAUAUUUUCUAUAUAUUGAUAUUUUGUUAAGGUGUUUUAAUGUUUAAUAUCGACAUAUCAUAUCGUAAAACUUGAAUUAUAUUCAGUUACCAAAGACUGGAGAAAACUCGAAUGUGAAACCGAUUCCUAUUCAUUCCCGGCUCUCGAUAACCGAACUGAACUAAAUUAACUAAAAGACCGAACUAGUUCUUUUGACCGAUUGAACGAGAGCGGAGCGCUCUGUAGUGAACGAGCAGGCACCAGCUUACCUGCUUACUUAUCACGACAACCGAGAGAGACGCAGCUACUAUGGCUGAGUGCGAGAAUAGCGGGGUUUAACUACCACAGAUACUUAUUAUAAAGUGUAACGAUUUCAUUGAUAUUGAUUAUUGAGCAUAGGAAGGAGGCGUGAGAUUAUAUAACGAGUUAUAUUUUUCAAAAUUCGUAUUCGUAAUAAAGUCACUAAUGUAACUAGUAACUACACUUGUUUAAGAAUAAAAUGUUAUUAAAUUUUAAGUAUUAUUAAAAUUGAUUAUACUAAAGAAUAUACACGGUGUUACUUGAGCCACUGAAAACCUGAGACACCCCAACAGAUUUUUUUUUAUUUUGAACUCUUCUUGAGUAUUUAUUCUUUAAUCCAAUACAUAUUUAAAAAAAUAUUCGUUGUUUAGUUUUCUUAACAAUUCUACACAACUCGACUAUUCGACUGGUAAUUCUACACAAGAUACUACGUCGUUUGAGUGACAUAAAACAAUUGCUAGUUACCAUCGUAAACACUGUUAACUGACCAUUUGCAGACCUUACUGCAACGAGAUAAGGUUUACCAAUGGCCAGUUAAGGGUGUUGCUUAUUGACAAAUAACGUGUCAAAUGCUAGUUAUUGAUAUUGUUGCAUUACAAACUUGUAGACUUGGCAUGUAAAAAAAAUAAAAAAUGAAAAAAAGAAUACCCCCAUAAAAAUAUAGCGCAAUCGAUUUUCCUAUCGAUUCUGAACAAUCUGUUUUUAGGUUUUCAGUGGGUCAUGAAACACCGUGUAUGUUUACGAGUUUACUUUAAUAUUAAAUAAUGUUCACUUAGUUUUGGCAAAGUUUUUGCGAUUACUAAUUGAGGUAAUUGGGUAGGGGGCAACAUUGAAUUGAAUGAGUGAAUAAAAUCUAGAUCUUUUAGUUCAUUUCAUUCAAUACAGUUCAGCUUUCGUGAAUUGUACUUAGGUUUUUAUUAAGUAAAUGCUACUGCAACGUCAAAAAUCGCGUCCGUUUGUAAAAUUAGUUACUGAACAUGUACAAAAGGGUAUGCCAAAGAUGUUAAAGUCAGACCAAGCUAAGUUGGCAGCGAUUUUGAUAGCCCCAAACGGUGCAAGUGUUAUUUUAAACGUCAAACUUCUAUGAGAUUAUGACGUUAGGCCAGGAUUACACUUGUAAGUUUUACUUACGUAAGUACACAGCUAUACUACAGAAUGAGAUAUGAAUACCGUUAUCUCACUCUAGCAAAUAGCUUUGUCCCUACUUACGUAAGUAAAACUUACAAGUGUAAUCCUGGCCUUAUAAUAACAAUUCAUUUCUUAAUUUAUAUUUCAUUACUUUUAGUGGUUGCACAUUGUUGUUUUUGUUUUGUCAUUCAUACUUACUUAUUUUCUACACAUUCCCUCAAAGGUUGACUUGAAGAGAUCCCGUAUAGGGAUAAGUUCGCCUUUGUUGUAUUUAAAUCUGUUUGUAACUGUGUUUUUCGUAUUUGUUUUUCAUCCAUACUUGCAUCGUCUGGGCUUUUAAAAUCGCUGCCAACUUAGCUUGGUCCAACUCUAUUUCUUUAUGUCAGGUGGGGCUUAUACACUUGUUGUGUACUGUCAGAUAAAGGGAAUGUCUAUCUGACAUCAAAAACAUGUUUAACGGUGCCGGUUUUAUGAUUAUGUUAAUAAGUGCGGUAUAAACACUAAGGUCCCCUAUACACAUACCCCAUACACUUUAAAAUAGGUAAUUGAAAUUUUUGCAAUGCGUGUUCGCUUAUUUUUAAAUACAACUAGGUAGCUAUAAUAAUAUGUAUAUGAAAAAUUUCAUUUGUUAUUUAUUGGUUCAUCUGUGAAAGGGGGCCUAUUCUUUGGACAAUAAAUCCAAUUAUAGAAUCAGCAUAACUAAUCAAUUCACCCUUACACGAGUAAGGGGGUGUUUUUUAAUAAUAUUUGGACAGUUCCUAUUUGUCUAUAUCUAUUUUCUCUUUUUACCACAGAAUAGAUACGUAAAAAACAACUCACCGAGCAAUUGUCCCAACCGAGCUUUUGCCUCUUUAAAUCAUAAUACCUAAAUAAACAGAACAACUAACACAAUAAGAGAAAUAAAGACAAGUAAGGAUGAAUCGUCUGCAAUAAUUAUUCUUUUUGCCCCAUGUAGGAUAAAUUGAAUUAUAUUUCUAUACAGGAUGAUUUAGAAGACGUGAGCAGGAUCAACACUGCGCAUUUCGUAAAUUACAAGCAACUGUUUCGUAUCAGUAUUAGUGAGAUUAACGUUAAUUUUUUAAGUAGAGUUGAAAAUAAUUUAUUUACGACAUGCAUGGUCGUACUACAAUUAAAAUAAGUACUAAACUACCGAUAUUCUGUGUCAACUUUUGUCUGUGUACUUUUGAAAACUCUUAUCUCACUCAAGUUUGACAGUUUAUUUUCUUCAUAAUUAAAAUGCUGUCAUUACGGUUCGAGAUGUUUAUUAAUUAGGUGUUGUAGGGUAACCAUGAUUGUAGACAAUUAAAUUUGUCCUCACCAAAGUUAAAAAAUCAGAAAUAGUGUGGUUUGUUUCAAAUAAAUACGACGGUGAUCGAAUUAAUUGAUUAAUCAACAGUUACUGAGUGUGCAGAAUUAGUCCUGCUCACGUCUCAUGGAUCACCCUGUAUAUUGGUAUCAGAGCGUUACUGUUUACUCGUCACGUCGCCAUCGAAGAAUAAAAUACGUACGUAAAUUAAUUAUUAAAUCGGACAUUACUUUGCGGAAUUCCAUACUAAGUAGUUACUAGAGAAAUAUUUUUUCUAAUAUAUUGUUUGAACACUGCUAGGGUUAAAAAAAGCUUUACCUACUUACUAACGAAACGUAAUUUUUUGUGAAUCGUACUAACAUCAUAAUGCACUGAUGCACUUGUUUUCGGUGUGGACCAAUUCAAAAAUAAUUUAUAGUAAAUUUUGUGUACAAAAGUAUCUAUAUAUUCAAAAUUUUUGUCUGAAUCUUUCAAUGUUUUUCACAUAAAUGUAUAAAUACUUAUUUUUUUAGGAAACAAUUGUGAAAAAGAAAAUCGCUUGUUACAUACGUAAAUUAAAUACACAAAUUGUAUAGAAAUAUCAUGCUUUUAAUGUGUAUUGCCAAAUGUUAACAAUAGUUAAGCACUAGGAGGAUCACAGUAAUAUGUGCCAUUUUCAACCAAAAGGGUACUUAUUGUUGGUUGUCAAUAAGGCGCUAGCUUCAAUGUGAAAUCAACCUUAUCGACAACCGACAAUGUUCACUUAACCUUUCACCUUUUGGUUGAAAACGUCAUAUAUGAUUUUAUGAUUAUUGCCAAAGUUCUUAUAUCAACAGAGUAAGAUAUAUAUUAGCAAGGCACUUUAUUACUGUGACCAGAGUAUAUAAUUACAUAUUUAUUAAUCUCGGACAAUGUUUAUUGUCUCAACUAUUAUGAACAUUAUGAUUUUGUUCUAGUGACGCUUAUUGUCAUAAGCGUUCACUAAAUUGUUAUACUUAAAUAUUAUAUUUGCCUUUUGUUUUCAAGGCAACGAAAAAUAUAUAUGAAGUUUAAAAAGGUGCGUUAUUUUAAGUCGUUUUAAUAGAUUUUAUUUUCUUAUUCGCAAAGCUUACAUACUUUGUGUUUGUAAAGUCAUACUGUAAGAUAGUCACUGUGUAAUUAACAUGUAUACUUUUAGGUCGCUUUAAAGUUUUUAUGCCAAUAAAAAUAUAGAUAAAC
Molecule: messenger RNA, 10078 nt
Organism: Cydia strobilella
Lineage: Eukaryota; Metazoa; Arthropoda; Insecta; Lepidoptera; Tortricidae
Gene: Wdfy2
Product: WD repeat and FYVE domain-containing protein 2
Exons: 9
Coding region: 133-1389 (418 amino acids)
Cellular component (GO): early endosome
Molecular function (GO): protein binding; metal ion binding
Source: RefSeq, a predicted model, not a curated record